Molecule: messenger RNA, 3149 nt
Organism: Spizellomyces punctatus DAOM BR117
Lineage: Eukaryota; Fungi; Chytridiomycota; Chytridiomycetes; Spizellomycetales; Spizellomycetaceae
Exons: 17
Coding region: 239-3085 (948 amino acids)
Source: RefSeq, a predicted model, not a curated record
UUGGGAAUUGCGGAUUCACAGAUUCUGAAUCCACAUGAAUCCUGUGAAUCCACAUUUCAAGAUUCGGAAUUGGGCUUCCAAGAGUGACCGCCAAAGAGGAAGCCACCAUACCAGAACCCUCAAAAGAACUACGGGUGACAUUGCAAACGCUUGGUUUCAGUAUGAUAUGAGGUGCUAAGUAGCGCGCACUCCUCGCCUUAAUGUCUUCCAGCAUCAGGCGCACAUCAUCUCGUUGACAAUGAAGCCAACCAAUGGAGGCCUACAGUGGUUGGGACUGCUCAUCCUGAUCGCUUCUAUACAAGCAUCCCAGGCAUCUUCACUAGUCUUGAACGACCCCGCUGGCCUCGAAGAGCUCAAUAGCGGUAUUUUGCGAAAAUCUACAUUGCAUGCUGUGGCUUUUCCUGACGUAUGGGAGAGCUUGGGUCCUUUCCCACAUGGUUCUAGAGAGCUCGGAAAUGAUCCUCUUAGCGCUUACGGUGGAUUUGAGAACUUGAGUUUUUCUUCCACGGAUAGAUAUCCCUCGGAGCUUGCCGAUGGAGGCUUCGUGCGAUGGCGUCAUGUGGAGACAGGGCCAGAUCAAACUGUACGGCUGUCAUAUCCGCAGAUACGGUGGGAGUUUAACCAAAGGCCAUUUGGUUGGGCUGCGUUGCAGCAUGCCUCAUAUUUCCGGGGCAAAUUCAACGUGCAUGAAGAAGGGAUUUAUUUGGUCGAAUUUUCAGGGGUGGUAUCUUUCAAGAUAGAUAACCGUGCAUUUACUGGCAAUGUAUAUGGAUACACGCAUGCGUCCCAUUCUAUUGUAUAUUUGUCCAAAGGCGAGCAUAUCUUAUAUGUGUACGCUGUCAUUGAUGUUCGUAUAUCAGGCGGUACGAUACCGCCGGAGCUUCGUUUUCGUGGAAGUCUUAAAAAAGCGGAAAUAAACCAAGAGAACCAUGGCCUUAUCCAUUUUGAGAACGAUGCAGUGAUCCCUGAAGUAAUGGGGACGGAACUUAUAUCGCCUUUUGCAUCAGUUGCUAUCAUGAACGCCAAUAUCACUACACCCGCGGAAAGACCCUUGACUCGGCAGCAAAGUCGUGAUAUGACCGGGUGGGUGCAAGUGACCAGCGUACACGCAACAUUAUCUGAUGGCACAGAAGUCAAUGCAACUCUUCCGGUGCAUUUUAGCAUCAAGAUAGCCCCUGGGCAAAUCAUGGCAGUUCCCUUGAAUUUGAGUAUAGGCGCUAUUCCUCCAGACCUCGCACCUUCUAUGAGAAUCGAGCUGGACUGCAUUAGGCUAGAUGACAACGAGCGCUUCUCGCUGCUAUUGGGCCCCUUCACUUUUCACAGACGACAAUGGAGCGAUGUCUACAAGAUAACCUUUCUGGACUAUGACUUUUCUGUUCAUUAUGCGAUGGCACGUCCACCUAAGAAGGCCUGCGCAGAUAGACAGACGAAAUGUCCGAUAGUCUUGGCGCUCCAUGGUGCGGGAGUAGAGGCAUCAUCGGAAUUCUGGACCAAUGCAUACCGACAACAGGAAAAUGCCUGGGUCUUAUACCCCACCGGCAGAACUCCAUGGGGGUUCGAUUGGCAUGGCCCAUCUUUUCGCAAUAUAGAGUAUGCAUUAGAUGCGUUGCACCUACUGCCUGGAGUUCCCGCCGAAAAACAAAAAAGCCUUGCCAUCAAUCGAAAUAAGCUUAUAUACGCUGGCCACAGUAAUGGAGCACAAGGAGCGUGGUGGCUCGCAAGUCAUUUUCCCGACAAAGCGCUGGCGGCGGUUCCUGCUUCGGGAUAUAUGAAAAUCCAAUUUUAUGCUCCAUAUUUUAUGCGUGUAGGCGAUUCAUAUGCGGAUCCUCUACUUCGUGGCAUAUUAGAUGCCAGCAUUGCUGAGCAUGACAUAGACUUAUAUGCAGCAAACAUGGGAGGGCUACCAGUGUUAGCACGUCAUGGAGCUCUCGAUGACAAUGUUCCUCCAUUGCAUUCUCGACGUUUGAUACGCCUUGGGAAUGAGUGGAAUCGAAACCCGAUAUCGUGGGAUUUAUCGGAGAUUCCCGCUCAGGGACACUGGUUUGAAGGAGUUGCAAACGAUAACACCAUGCAAGAGUUCAUCGACAAGCAUUUGAAUAUCACGGCGGAUCCUGAAUUGAGUCCUCCCCCGCUACCGGAGGCAUUCUCACUCAAUACACUCAACCCUGCGUCAACGGGAUCCAAGGGAGGAAUCCGGAUACUUCAACUAGAAGUGCCAUUUCGCCUUGGUACCAUCCGAGUCCAUCGCGUUCAAAAUCAGUGGCAUCUCAACACUAGUAAUAUUAGGCGAUUCGGGUUUGUGCGUGACCCCAGACAGGAAGGUAUAGAGAGCUGGUCCGUUGAUGGCACAGACUUCAAUAAGCCGCCGUCCGUAUCCGGACCAUCGUACGCAAGAUUGGAUCCGGACAGUUCUUGGAAGGAGGAAAACGAUCUUCUGUGGAUCAGCCAAGAGAGGCAUCCCAGCACGUACGGCCCCAUCUCCAGUGCACUGAACCAUCCAUUCAUCAUUGUCGUACCUUCAAACCCGGCACAAAACGAGGAUCUCUAUAGAGAGGCCGCACAACACAUUGCGCUCUCAUGGUACAUAUAUUCGCGGGGCGUGACUCAGAUCGUUCGGGAUAUAGACGUGCUAGACGGGAUUGCGGCGCGGUACAAUUUGAUUGUUCUCGGCGGACCUGCAGACAACGCUUAUACGCGAAGGAGGGAGAAUGAGGGUGGCGCUAAUAUGGUGAAAUUUCGACCGGCGGGGGGAUUUCAGAUAGAUAAACGCAAGUACGAAUCUCCUGGAACAGGCAUUAUCUUCCUCGCACCAAGUCCAAUUCGAACACGGGUGGCCGUCUUCAUUGCGGGGACCGACAAGGAUGGCAUUUUACGCGCUGCGUGGUCACUUCCCUUCCGAACUGGAUUACAGAUACCAGAUUAUCUCGUUGUAGGAGAUGAGUACGGCGAUCCGCAUACAGGAUGGACAGCGCGCGAUGGCGCCCCAUUUGGCGGUGCGGGUACAAAGGGCGCUGGUGGGGUGUUGGCGGCUGGAUACUGGAAUAACACCUGGGACUGGGAUCCUAGAUGUGGUUAUCUCAAAUGAGCUGAAUCAAAGUUUCGCUGCCUGGAAUUGUAACUAUGAAUAUAAGGUCCAUGAUAUCUGCGUA